GUAUAGGCCUAUCACGAAGAAGCAAUCGAACACCACAGACUCCACCUCUCCGGCUUCACACAUCCCAGACACCACUCGACCACCGGCCCGAGCGACGGCGGCUGCGCAAGAUGAACCAGCUCUCUCUUCUCCACCGCGCCCUCCACCUACCUCGCCCCUCUCCCAGGCGCGGCCAUGGCUUCACGGCCGCCGCCGCCGCCCGCGCUCGCCUCUCCUCCCCUGAACCCGCUCCGCAGCAGCAGCCAGCCGUGCGCCUGGCCAUAGCAUCUCAAGAGAGCGUCGAGGCAGCCGUGGCAGCUACGGAGAGCAAUAAGCUGCGGCAGGAGGCCGCGGCCGGCGGCGGCAGGACGUGCGCGCUGCCGACGUGGGCGCUCGUCGGCGGCAUCGCGGCGGGCACGGCCGCGGCAGUCCUGCUCUCGGCCGGCGCCGGCCCCGCGCUGGCGCUGGGCCCCGAGGGCCCGCUGGUGGAGGAGUUCUGGGACAACAUGCGGCGGUACGCGCUGUACGUGGUGACGGUGAGCACGGGGGUGGCGUACACGGUGCUGCAGCCCAUCGUGGAGCUGCUCAAGAACCCCGUCACGGCGCUGCUCAUCGUGGCGGUCCUCGCCGGCAGCGGGUUCCUCGUCUCGCAGGUGCUCAACGCCAUGGUCGGCAACUCCGACUUCAUCUACAGGUACGAGUAACGGCGGCGGCAAGCAAGCGUGUGGCGCUGAGCGAGCCCUCCGCGCCGGCGGGUGGAUCAGAAUCGGAUUGGAUGCACGCGUGACGUGUCGGUGAAUCAUUGGCGCCGGUGCUGAUAGUACGAGCGAGUUCGCGAGCUAGCACUCGCCUCUCACUCUCGGGGUUCUUCCCUUUUUAGCCUAGUAGGCUAGAACAGGGAUGCCGUUGCCAUGUGAUUGAACUUGAAGUGUUUGCCUCGUCACGGUUGUAUUUCGUCAGUCUAUCAGCCUGCUGUUUGGUACUUCCGUACUUGUCACGUUGAGCAACUGGGCAACGUGCGUUUGCUA
Panicum virgatum (switchgrass) is the source of this 1007-nucleotide messenger RNA. RefSeq lists its product as uncharacterized. The record is from RefSeq and is a predicted model, not a curated record. The coding region runs from base 111 to 683 and encodes 190 amino acids. The transcript has a single exon. NCBI's taxonomy places the organism in Eukaryota, Viridiplantae, Streptophyta, Magnoliopsida, Poales, Poaceae.